ACGAUUUUGUUCGGUCCCCGAAAACCUUUCUCAUAUUGCUGUGCCUGUGCCUGUGCGCUCAUAUUGAAGGCACAGAAGAGAGAAAGUUCGACAGACCAGGCGCAAUAUACCGACAAUUCAGGAACGAAGUCUGAUUCAAAUGACGACCCAGCUGCACAGAGAUAUUGAUGGCCUGUACAUCAGCAGAUUUAUCCACGAAGACAAUAUUCGGUCCGCCUUGGCCUACGUCCCACGGCGCGAUGAUCUAUUCAUCGCGACCUAUCCAAAGUGCGGCACGACCUGGGUUCAGUACAUCGUUUACAACAUCAUUAGCGAAGGCACACCACCCGAGGACCUCAACGAGUUUAUGCUGCGGAUGCCUUUCCUAGAGUUUCUCGGAGCAGAAGGCGUCGAGAAGAUGAUACGGCCAGGAGCCAUCAAGACACAUCUACCUUUUUCAAAGUGUCCCUUUUCAAAAGAAGCCAAGUACAUCUGUAUUGCCAGAAACCCGUUCGCCUGCUGCGUGUCCUACUACUACCACACAAAGACCGCCCCCGUACCCCAGGUUCAAGACCUCACGUUCGAACAGUAUUUUGAGAUGUUCAUAAAUGGUAGAGUUGGGUACGGCGAUUACAUUGACCACUUGCUGGCGUGGUACAAACAUCGGAAUGAUUCAAAUGUGCUCUUCUUCACGUUCGAACAACUUAAGAAAGACAAAAGAGGACACAUUCUUGAGAUAGCCGAUUUCAUGGGUGAGCAGUACGGGAAAGUCUUGAGAGAAGACGAGGUCUUACUCAAUAAGAUACUGGAUGCCACGAGCCUUGAAAGCAUGAAAAAGGUGUUCAAAAAUGAUCUGAAGACUAUAAUGUCGUCCCUGGCUUCCCUUCCUCCUGAAAGGAGGCCCAAGUCCCUGGAUGUAUACAAGAGCAUGUCCGUGGAUUCAAGAAAUUUCAAGUCGACGGGAGAGUUUAUACGGAAAGGGGAGGUUGGUGGAUACAUGGAUCACUUCUCGCCUGAACAAAUAUCCCGGAUGAAAGAUCAUAUUGCUUCUAGGACGGAAGGAAGUGAUGUUAUGACGCUGUGGAAAGAGGACGGGCUUCCAUGAUGACGCAAGUGGAAAAUACAUUGUGGCUGAACGUUUUAUUGCGAACGUUUCGGUGAUAUUAAGACAACUUUGUUGUAGAUCACUUGGCGAGCCUGUGAUGCGAGAAUAAAAUACUAAUUCCUUUACUGAG
Molecule: messenger RNA, 1214 nt
Organism: Ixodes scapularis (black-legged tick)
Lineage: Eukaryota; Metazoa; Arthropoda; Arachnida; Ixodida; Ixodidae
Product: sulfotransferase 1C2-like
Exons: 2
Coding region: 140-1084 (314 amino acids)
Biological process (GO): sulfation
Cellular component (GO): cytoplasm
Molecular function (GO): sulfotransferase activity
Source: RefSeq, a predicted model, not a curated record